ACAAGUGACUGCUUUCCUUCUCUCAUUUCUGGAAGCCUGGCCUCCCACACAGCUGUCCUGCACUUCUGGUUUCUUGAUGGAUGACGAAAGCAAACUGAGCCCUCCCCCAGACCAGAGCUACUGGGCCUCUCUGCCUGAUGUGUGUCUACGUCGUGUCUUCUGGUGGCUGGGGGACAGGGACCGGUCGAAGGCGGCCCAAGUGUGCAGAAAAUGGAAUCAGAUAAUGUACUCAGCAGACCUCUGGCGGUACAGGACCAUCACGUUCAGCGGGAGGCCUUCCAGGGUGCAUGCAUCUGAGUUCGAGUCAGCUCUCUGGUAUGUGAAGAAAUUUGGCCGUUAUCUGGAGCACCUGGAGAUCAAAUUCCUGAAUCCUUACAAUGCUGUCUUGACCAAGAAGUUCCAGGUCACCAUGAGGGGCCUCCUGUCAUGUCUGGGCAAGAGCAACAAUCGCCUGAAGUCUCUCUCCAUCCAGCACCUUGAACUCGACCGCCUGGUCUGGAGGAACAGCAUUAGGGGCUCGUUCAUCAAGAGCUUGAGCUUCUUCUUAAAGAAGAUGGGCAGACACUUGGAUUAUCUCAACAUGAAAGCGGCUAGAAUGACAGUGGAGCAAGGCUGUCAUGUUCUCAACUCCCUGAGCUAUUUGAGGAAUGAGAGCUUGGUCACAGAACUCAACAUCGAGGACUUCUUCAGCCAUCACCUCGCUGUGUACAGCAGCCCCCAGUUCAACAGGACCAUGGCCACGUUCUGCAACCUGGAGUCCCUGACCCUCAACUACAACUGUAUCUCCGACGAGCUGCUCGAGAACUUGUGUGAGAACAAUGCCAGUACCCUCUGGACCAUAAACAUCAAGUGCCACAUUCAUGACCCGCAUGGGCAGUUCAUCUGGGGGAUGUCCUGGGCCAAGCUGACCAAGCAGGCUACCCACUUGAAGGUAAACUUCUUCUUUGAGCGGAUCAUGAAAUAUGAGCGCUUGGCCCGGAUCCUCUUGCCAGAGGUCCCAGUCAGGAGCAUCAGUCUGAGAAGCUGCUACUUCAGUGACCCAGACUGGUCCAUGCGGCCCACGUUGACGGACCUCCUGCCCACGUUCCGGCACACUCUGCAGAAAUUAACUUUUGAGUUCAACAACAUCCACGAGUCGCUUGAUGAGGAGCUGUAUCUUCUCAUUUUAAGCUGCAGGAAGCUGUUUUACUUAAAAAUCUGGGCUUUCCUUAAUGUGACGUUCGUGGAACGGAUCCUGAAGAGUCAGAAGGAGGGGCAGUGUGCCCUGCGCACACUCAAGGUGAGAAUUUAUACAAACCAAUAUGAGACAAACGAGGAGGAUAGGACUCUGCGGGAAAUUUACAGGACUUACCAAAAGCUGAUUGAUUCAGAGCUCAACUAUUUUGUCAUCGCAUACCCCAUGAUGUAA
This is a messenger RNA of Elephantulus edwardii (Cape elephant shrew), 1408 nucleotides long. It is a transcript of the gene FBXO39, whose product is annotated as F-box protein 39. The transcript is spliced from 3 exons. The coding region runs from base 77 to 1408 and encodes 443 amino acids. The record is from RefSeq and is a predicted model, not a curated record. Lineage: Eukaryota; Metazoa; Chordata; Mammalia; Macroscelidea; Macroscelididae. Gene Ontology annotation, molecular function: protein binding.